AUGAAUUCUUUAUACACAGUAAAAUCGGCAGUGUUAAUUAGGCAGUGUUACUCUACAUUUACUCUUAAGGAGUUAACUUAACAACAAAUAGUGAAAGAUACCCUCUAGUGUUGGUGAAAAUUAUCAGAGUUAAUUCUGCCUCGUUAACUUUACUCUGUUAAGCUCCGCCCCUCAAGCUAACGUCAAGGAUUUGAACAGAAGUUUCUGGUCGUCGUCGCAACCGCCAUUUUCUUUCACCUCGCACCAAAAGGUCACCUAAGGUUAGGCCUACAGAACAUGCUGCUUAAGGUGAAACUUGGGGAUGCUCAGAAAUUUGUUAAAAUAACCGAGCUGAACCUGAAGGAGUUUUUGUCUGCUGCUUUUUUAAAGUUCGGUGUCCCAACUGUACCCGAGAAUGUGAUGGUUGUUGAUGAAUCAGGGACGGAGGUGGAUGAUGAUGUUUUUGAGGAUGUAGUUAAAGAUCCAUCAGUUGGAGUUCUCACCAUAAAACAUGGUGCAGACUUGGAACCUGCCUCUCCACAUGCCUCUCCACCAGCCUCUCCUGUGCAGUUAAAUCGGUCCCUGUCUUCAUCUAUUGACUCCACUGAUUCACAGGACACAGUGAUUAUUGAAGAAAGCUCUUCAAGUAAAAGAAUGAGGCUAGAUCAAGAAGCUAAAAAGUUGGUAGAAUCCAUUCUUGUCCAGAAACCUGGUGGGGAGCAUGUAAUAAAUGAAUACAACCGAACUAAAACUUUGGGGGAUGAAACGAGAAGGAAAAUGGUGAACAUCCUGGCAGCUGACAUGACAGAAAAGAAUGGUACAUCACCACCACGGCAGGUUAAAGAAAAAUACGCCAGAGGAAUUGUGGCUUUGUUCCCUUACCUCAGUGACCCCUUCUCCAAAAAUGGCUAUGAGCAUUACUAUGAUAGUGAGAGUGGCACUGGGUACUUGGCGUGGCGAAUCAAGACUAUACAGAGAGGCUUGGCUAAAGAACGACGAGCAUCAUUUGAAGGACAAGGAUCACCUUCUGAGGGGAUGUCUGGUGGACCAACUGUAAGACGGGAGUCAGAGUUUACUCCAGAGAUUGUCUUGAGUGAGGAUGAAUGCAAGGAAGCAAUUGCGUUUAUGAAACAUUCUGCUGAUGAGGACACAGUCAAGAAGAAGAUGGAA
Messenger RNA from Megalobrama amblycephala (Wuchang bream), 1149 nucleotides. RefSeq lists its product as uncharacterized. The record is from RefSeq and is a predicted model, not a curated record. The annotation marks the transcript as partial. Lineage: Eukaryota; Metazoa; Chordata; Actinopteri; Cypriniformes; Xenocyprididae. The transcript is spliced from 8 exons.